This is a messenger RNA of Asparagus officinalis (garden asparagus), 1526 nucleotides long. RefSeq names its product Werner Syndrome-like exonuclease. NCBI's taxonomy places the organism in Eukaryota, Viridiplantae, Streptophyta, Magnoliopsida, Asparagales, Asparagaceae. The transcript has 6 exons. The coding region runs from base 90 to 1034 and encodes 314 amino acids. Gene Ontology annotation, biological process: nucleobase-containing compound metabolic process. Gene Ontology annotation, molecular function: nucleic acid binding; 3'-5' exonuclease activity. The record is from RefSeq and is a predicted model, not a curated record.
UCCUAGUAAUUUUUCAUUUGCUUUCUUUUCCCGCUCACCAUUUGCAAAAUUAGGGCACAAAACUCACAUUUCUUCUACAGAGAGAAACCAUGGAAUCCGAGACUGGGGAGAACGAAGAAGGAGGACCCUCAUCGUUUCCAUUGCUCGAUUGGGAUCGUAAAGCCGAAGAGGAGCUCAGAUCCAUCGAAGAGUCCUACGCCAAUUCCAAGCGCAAGAACUCAUCGCCCAAUCUCGAUCUCGAUGUCAACGAAGGCGCUUCUGAUCAGCGGCGAUCCAAGGGCCGGCGUUUGCCCAGCUGGGCCAAAUCCUCCGCCUCGUCGGCAGUCUCGACCGUCGGUUCCUGCCAACGGAGCUGGGCUCCCUCUCCUUCUCCUUGUCGAUCUAAUUUAAAAAUGAAACGCCAACGAAUGAAUUUUGGCGGACGAAUCGUAUACUGUAGGACGUUCGUUGAAGCUGAGCAAGCCGCCGUGGAGCUUUUCGACAAAAUUAAAGCGAGGAAACGGAAUGAGGGCCGGAUCUCCGUCGGAUUUGAUAUCGAAUGGAGACCUACAUUCAGACAAGGAGAGGCUCCAACGAAAGCUGCAUUAAUGCAGAUAUGCAUGGACAAUUCUCACUGCUAUGUAAUUCAUAUCAUUCAUUCUGGAAUUCCUCCUAGUUUGAAGUGCUUGUUGGAAGAUUUGUCAUCUAUUAAGGUCGGAGUAUGGAUUGCCAAUGAUGCAAUGAAGAUGUCGAAGGAUUAUAACGUUAAUGUGGAACCUCUUGAUGACUUGUCAGAAUAUGCAAAUCUUAAGCUUGGUGGAGCGAAGAGAUGGAGUUUAAGCUCUUUAACAGAAAUGCUGACAUGCAAAGAGUUGGCAAAGCCCCCAAAAAUAAGAAUGGGAGAUUGGGAAGCCAUCCCUCUGUCAAGGGAACAGCUCCAAUAUGCUGCCACUGAUGCCUUUGCAUCUUGGUACCUGUAUGAGGUUCUGAAGACAUUUCCAGAUCUUAAGCCCGAGACUGAAAAUAUAAUAGCGCAGAAUGACGUUGCACCUUGACAGAGUGUUUUUAUGCCAGCAAUAUUAUGUUCUAUAAUUUGGCCAGUCAAAACUUUGGCGAUAUGUACCGGAUAUUUAUCACUAUAGCUUUCUCAGGUACCUUCUAGAUUAUACUUUCUCAAAAAUAUUGUAUAGGUAAAAAUGGAUAAUAAAAAGGGUAGAAGGUUAGUAUCCUUAUCAUGUGGUCAUCUUGACUUGGAGGCUUCAAAUGAUGCCAGGGGAAAGCGGCAAAACCCUAAACCGGUGAGAAAAACAAGUCAAUUAGAAAAAAAAAUGGUGGAGCCUGGUAAAUUGGCAAAUAUGUAAAAAAAAUUUACACUAGUGCAUUCUUGUCGUGUUACCCAUUACCUUGUUGUGUAUCUGGCAUCAGAAUCUCGACUUUAUCUGAUUCUUGUGUGAUGUGAGCUGAACGAGAACUGGCUUGACAACGAAAUCUCUGUAAUUUGGUUGGAUGUUAAUCUAUAUUUAUUCAUUUCGCGAUGUUAAAUGUUA